AAAAAACUACCCUUGUCACUAUUUAGAGAGAGAAAUAAGCAGUGAACAGUGGAGCGCCUAUACAUACGCAUUCAUUAUAUAUAUGUGUUUAUGUAUAUGUAGAGACUAGAGAGAGAGAAAGGCGUUAUUAAAUUUGACGAGAGUUGAGCUGAGCCAAAUUUGCAGUGUUUGAUCUUCAUUUCAUGAAUUACUCGGAGUAAGUUGCGAGGAAAUUAUUCCACACACAUACACGCACUUAACCACUCAAUUAUUUUAGCUCAGAUCACUCUGUAAACGGUUGAAGUUGCAUUUUUAUGCUGGUUUUCUUGCUCGUGCGCUGCUCAAGUAGGCUCUUCAGAACAAGUUACUUGGGGUUCACCCGACUUGAGUGAAAAAACUUAAGUUUGUGAAUGAUAAGAUGUUGCAGCGCCAAAUCAUGUUCAAACAGUUGCAGGAAAUGCAGCGAAAACAACAGCUCCAGGAGCUGAGCAACACUAGAAACCAGAAUUAUGUGAACCAGUUAUCAUCACUAAAACAUGCAUCGGGUGGUCAAUUUUCUCCUACGGUCAACGGGACACCAAUGCAGGAUCUGUCAGGAAUGUUUAUGGUGGGUAAUAUGAUGCAACAUGGUGGACCCAAUGGAUUAGUACUUGCACAAAGUCCUGUUGGUCUGUCUCAGCCUCAGUUGGACAUAUCUUUAUAUGGGAAUCACACUCCAAACCCGGACAAGAAUUUAAAUCCAUAUUCUCACCUCCAUGGCCCGUCUAAUCUUUCAACCGAUCAGCUGACGAAGAAUAAUAGCAGCCCUUUGGGAAUGGUCACCAUGCAGCCCUCAGCCUUCAGUAACUCAUUCAUGAGUCAACAUUGCAAUUUUCCUUCUGAGCAAAUUAACAUGACAGAUGGAUCUGUUCAUUCUAAUCAAGAGAAGGACUUGUUUGGGCAAGCUCCAACUGAAGGUUUACAUGGUGCAGUUUUGCCUGGAAACUACUCUGAGCAAGGAAUUAGAAUGCAGGGAAAUGCAUCAGCUCUGGAAUUUGAAGGGAGGCACGAAGAUGCAGGUUGGGGUAGAAUUCCUCCUGGCAAAACAUCAAACUUUGGCAUGUCAGUGGUGGGUGAUUCUCUAGACCCAUUGGAACAGAAGAUCUUGUAUAACACAGAUGACGACAGCUGGGGAUCGUUUAGCAGAAGCUGCAAAAUGAGCACAGGAGGCUUUGGGGGUACAUUGGAAAGCAUGUCCGACAUGGAUGGAUUGCCUUCUUUACAAAGUGGUAGCUGGAGCGCCCUAAUGCAGUCUGCUCUUGAAGAAACUUCUGGAAAUGAUCCUGGGGUACAAGAAGAAUGGAGUGGAUUGAGCUUCCAGAAUCCAGAACCAUCGAAUGACAAUCAGCACCCAAAGUCCAAUGAUAGCAAAAGGGUGCAAAAUAAUUGGGUUAACAGAAACUCGCCAAAUGCUGUUUCUCCCAGUUCAAAGCCACAACAAUUGGCCCAGAAUUUCAAUAUGAACUCCGGCUUUGCUAAUUUUCAGCAAUCAGGUUAUCAGUAUCAGAAACAGAAAGAGGAAUAUCACCCUGAGUCUUCUCAUGCCACUACUCAGAACUCUCCUAGAAAUAUGAGCCUGCUGGCUGACUAUAACUCUCAACAGAAGCGCCCUAGUGGAAGGACCCCGGUGAGUCAAACAUCUUUGUCGUUGCCAAACAUUUGGCCUGGUCAACAUAAGGAGAACCCAAAUAAUGACGCACAUGAGCCUAGCCUUUUGUCAUGCACUAAUGACAACCAGCCACGCAAUGACUUCUCAGGUCAAGAAUUCAAGGGUGCUUUUUGGCUUCAAGGGAGUACAUCACAACAUGUGCCUGGUGUCAUUCAAAAGCCAUACGAUCAGAUGAACCAGAUAAAUUCUCAUGGGUACUCAGUUGAUCCAGAGAAUAUGACUUCUGGAGUUAAUGUGGAAGCUGUAUCAUCAGUGUUAAAUGCUUCUUUGGAACGUCCUGGUGAAAACAUGACUGCUCCGAGUGAAAGUAUGAUUGAGCUACUUAAUAAGGAUGAUACAUCCAACGAUGAAGCAUCGGUGAUGCAAUUGAACUUGAAAGUUUCAACUCCCAGAGAAUUUGGUUUAAGUGAUACUUCUGGUGCAACUUUUGCUAAACCAUGCAGGCUUUCAGAUCCGCAAACUUUGCAGCCACAUUCAGUUUUCCCAUCCUUAUCUAUGGUGGCCUCUAGUGCAACGUCUCUAUCAAGUCAUAUUGUGAACGAUCAUGUUGAAAACCAGCAUCCAGCUUCACCUGUUCCUAGUCACAUGAAUGCUGAAGUCCCACUUUCUGAUAACGUGGUAGUUGCACAACCCUCUUUGACAUCAGAUAGGCUGCAGCAUGUGGGAUUUCAGAUGGGGCAACAUACUCAAUGGCAGGGUAUGCCCUCUCAGCAAGAUACUUCUGGCCCGAAACCUUACAAAUAUUCCUCUAGUUUGUUUGGGUCUCCAGAUUCAGCAUCUAGCAGUAUAAGGACUAGCUCAGCAGCUCCAAAUGAGCAGCACUACCAGAAUUAUUCUCAACAAGUGUACAAUGCAAAACAAUACUCAGAGAAUGUAGCUGGGCUUGAUCAGCGAUUAGAGAAAGGGAGUUCCAUUCAUGAAGGAUCAACUGAUAUAAAUAGCUCUACAUCUCUCAGCAGUAAUAUUCAAAAGCAAGAACUUCUUAGGGAGCAUGGCUCAGAAGCAGGUGCUAUUGUGUCUGGUUCAUUGAUAACUGAUGAUGGUAAGAGCUUCCCUCCUAAACCUGACAGUGUAAACUAUCAGCAUCCAAGUGUCAAUCUCGAGGAGCUGUUCUUGAGUGGACAGGAUUCUGGAAAAGAAGGUGUAGCAAAAACCGACUUGAAUGCAUUAUCAUGCCUUGACGCAUAUUCAUCUGGGGAUAGUAAGGGAUGGAAACUCUCCCAAGGGGGGCAAGGUGAUCAGUCUGGCAAAGCUUUGUUGACAUCUUACCAUCAGAAUUUCCAGCAGAGUAUGCUUUCUCAAAAUGAUAUACUGACACGUUCAGUUGGCAGUAACAGAGCUUCAAAUGUGGUAUAUCCAUCACAGAUCAGUUUGCCAAUGGUCCAAUCCUGGUUUAAGCAAUAUGAAACCUUGAAGAACGGGCAAAGGUUACCGAUUCAUGAUUCAAGAGCUGCAAUUCAUGCCACACAGCUAUCCUCUGAAAUGACUCCUGGGAACUUGCAGGAUAACAGUUUGAAUAUGCAAGUAAAGUUGGCUAAUCCUAGUCAAGGAAGUGGCUUACUUGCACCUACAUCUACGAAUCCUGUACUGUAUAAACAAUUAAACACCCCUUCUAUAUUGCCUUCAGAUGCCAGUCACCAAAAUUUAGCUGUUACAUUGCGGAAGAAACGGAAACUUGUUGCAUUUACUAUGGUACCCUGGCACAAGGAAGUAAAUCAUGACCAGUGGGGACCCCAAAAUAUCAGCAUGGCUGAGCUGUCAUGGGCACAAGCUGCAAACAGAAGAGAAGAAGAGGUGAUAUCUGAGGCUGAAAGUGUAGAGGAGCUGCACCCGGUGAUUCAAGCAAAACGACGACUUAUUUGUUGUACACAACUUAUGCAGCAAGUCUUUCAACCUGCGCCAUCAGUUAUUAUUUGUAUGGAUUCCAGUUCAAAUUGUGAUUAUAUAGCAUAUUAUGCUGCUAGAUUAGCAUUAGGAGAUGCAUGUAGCUUGACUGGCCAAUUGCCUCCCGACUCCAUGGAUGUGUCAUGUUCACAUGACAAACAGAAAACUUCAAGGAGAACGGAUGCUUGCAAGUUCUCAAAAGUUAUGGAAGGUAUUGUUUGUCGAGUGAAGAAGCUUGAAGAUGAUUUAACGAGACUGGACAAAAGUCUAUCAAUUGUAGACAUCAAAGUGGAAGCCCAGGAAUUGGAGAAAUUCUCUACCAUCAACCGCUUCGCGAAGUUCCACAUCAGGGCACAGCCGAGUUCAGUAGAUCCGGCAACCUCCUCUGGAACACCGACUUUGCACAAAACCCACCCUCAAAGAUAUGUAGUAGGGCAUCCAAUGCCUAAGAUAUUACCAGAAGGCAUUGAUUGUCUUUCCUUGUAAUCUGGAACGAAAUAGAAAUGUUCGCUCCAGGCCUGAUUCCUCUUCUACAGAAGGUGCUCCUUAUACAAAGAUCUGCAGUUUUCUGACCUAUAAAAGUCGACAGGAGGAGACAAAAUACAAGUUAGACCAGGUGACCUUCUAUAAUCUAAGGUGGAUCCUUCACAUUUUUGAGGAAGUAUAUAUAUAUUUAUAUAAUAUAAUAUAUUGAUCUUUGUAUAUCUGCAUGAAAAAUUUAGGUGGAUGUAGGAGCAGGCUAUUCUACGGAUUUAGUAGUGAUUUGUAUGAAUGCACUUUUGUUAUACUGUGUAAGUUUUAGCCCUAUCUAUAAGCUCUUUCUCCAUUUCGCACUUAAAA
Salvia miltiorrhiza (redroot sage) is the source of this 4411-nucleotide messenger RNA. RefSeq lists its product as uncharacterized. NCBI's taxonomy places the organism in Eukaryota, Viridiplantae, Streptophyta, Magnoliopsida, Lamiales, Lamiaceae. The coding region runs from base 398 to 4057 and encodes 1219 amino acids. The transcript has 10 exons. The record is from RefSeq and is a predicted model, not a curated record.